Molecule: messenger RNA, 1280 nt
Organism: Arabidopsis lyrata subsp. lyrata
Lineage: Eukaryota; Viridiplantae; Streptophyta; Magnoliopsida; Brassicales; Brassicaceae
Product: protein EMBRYO DEFECTIVE 1674
Exons: 1
Coding region: 82-882 (266 amino acids)
Source: RefSeq, a predicted model, not a curated record
UCUCCACUAAUUCACGAAUUUCGUCAGUAUCUUUUAUUUCACUUAGGAAAUUUUCUCACUCCGACCAUCGAAGACGCUGUGAUGACGACGACGAGGUCAAAAUUUCAGUCUCUCUCAGCACGUCGCUUCACACCGUUACCGGAACCCAAUCCCUCGCCGCGUACUUUCUCCAAAACUUUACCAGAACCCAAUUCCUCUCCAGGAACCAACGGAACUUUCCGAACACCAUUUCCCUUAUCACUCAUCACUCCAAUCAAAACCCUAAAAUCCAUCACAUUAUCCGAUUGGUGGCUAAAAAAGAAAAGCAAAGGUCUAAGUAUCACAGGAUUCGAAUCAAACGGUGGAUCUGGAGUGAGACUAUUUUCAUCAGGAACAAUCUCAAAACGACAUGAAAGUACCACUCUUGAAGCAAUUGAUGGGAUUACAAUUUCUAUCAAUGGAUUCAUCAAUCGAUCUCGUAGUCUAGAGAACGGUGUUUCGAAUGAGGUUUGUAAUCGUUUUCGUUUAGGGUUUCCUUAUGAUUGGGAAGAUUACAAUGUAGAAGAAGAAGAAGAGAAGAAGAAUGUUGUUGAUAUUUCGUUUGAUGAUAUUCCAGUGAAUAGGUAUCAGGAUCUUUAUUGUCUUGAGGGUUGUUUGAAAGAUAAGAUUUUGGAUGAUGUUGUUAGUAGUUUAAGAGAUUUGGUUUGUCAGAUAUUUGAUAAGGAAUGUGAGAAAUCAAGAAUUGGUGGUGAUGAUGGUGAGAGUUUGGUUUCGAGGGUUGUGGGAGUGAAGACUAGAGGUAUGCUUAGACGGAGAGAAGAGUAUGAAGCUUCUAUCGGGAAAGGAGUUGCGACGAUCUCUGGUGAAAGAGCUGUGACAACGUCGAAGAAGAAGAAGAGAUGACUACAAUGGAGAAUGUUGGUAUGGAUUUGAGAUUUUGUUAGACGAUGUUUGGGUGAGUAGGUUUAUAGGAUCUUAUUCUUUUAGAAGAUUGUUUGAAAAGUAGGAUUUUGGAUGAUGUUGUUGAGAGUUUAAGAGAUUUGGUUUGUCUGAAAUGUGAGAAAUCAAGAAUUGGUGAUGAUGAGAGUUUGAUUUCAAGAGUUAUGGGAGUGAGGACUGGAGGUAUGCUUAGACGGAGAGAAGAGUAUGCUUCCAUUGGAAAAAGAGUUUCGACAAUGUCGAAGAAGAAGAUAUGAACUUUCUACUGAAUUUAGCUUCAAUGAAAAGUUUGGCUUUUUGGCACUAAUGGAUAUAAGAAUGUGUAUAGAGAUCCAAAUAUGGAUACAACCCAAAUUUCUUAA